CCAGCUGGGGUGAACUUCUAUCUUUGACAAUUCAUGGAAAAUGAGCCAUCGGUUGUUAUAAAAAUUUGAGCUGGACUGCAAUUCUCUCUUUGUCCCAUAUUCACAACCAAUGAAAAAUGAACCUGGGAUUAUGUUAAUGUGAAUGGUAGUAAUAAUAAAGUUGAGCUGGGAUGCAAUUUUAUCUUUGCCCCACAUUGACAAUUCAUGGAAAAUGAGCCAUGGCCUCCUAUAAAUACCAGAUCUGAAAGAGGGGAAUGCCAAAGAGAAAAGCCCUUCUUAUUCAAUGAUAUAAGCCAGAUUGAGGGUCUAAUUCCGGUUUUAGAGGAGCUAUUGAAGAUCGCGUCGGGAGAGAGGAGUGAUGGAGGAUCUAAUACAGCGGCAGCUUCUUAUAUCCAUGAUGCCCAAAGAAUCCUGGAGAUGCUAGAUACACGCAUUGGCAAGCGUCCUGUAACGAAAAAUCCUACGGAUAGCGUAAUUGAAGAGAUUGAAAAAGUUUGUAUAGAAGUGCUCAAAGGCUCGGAGAAAAUUCCUAAAGUAGGAAUGGCACUUUGUAUGUUGGGAUCUGUAUUGGAGAGAUUUAGUAAGAUGUCUGACAACAAGAGUGAGUACCUUGUAGUUUUGAAAAGGAUGCUUAAUCUUGGGAAGCAAAUUCUGCAGUUGAAUGAGCAAAUUCCAGAGCAGAAGCAGAAACUAAUUGAGGGAAUUCAGUGCAUUGUUGAAGGAAGUAUCAUGUGCAUCUCCCAACUUGCAAGAGCCAACAUUUUCAGUGAAUGCCGAUACUUUAAAGGCUUUUCAACUCAAAGUAGACCACUUGUAUGAUGACAUCCAAUUAUCGACUACAAUUGCAAUAGGGGAAAGAGUAACUGACAUUGGGGACAGAGUGCCCAAGAUUGCUUCACAAUCUCGGAAAAUCUAUGCAUACCAACCCAGAGUUGGAAUUGAGAGGGCACAGGAAAGAGUAAUUCAGCUUCUUGAUUUGAAUGCACAAGUCCCAAUACCAAUUGUUGUGGUUGUCUAUGGUUUCGGUGGGAUUGGGAAGACCACACUCGCUGAUGCCGUUUAUGCCUACCUCAACCUCCAAUCUUAUAAGUAUUGCAGAAUUCAUAUGAAUCAAGAUUGUACCUACAAUGAUCUGAAGGGCCUCCAGCAACAGAUUUUGUAUGGAUUGUUCCAAGAGAACUUGCAAUUGAAUAACUGUGACGAAGGCCAGGGAAUUUUGCAUUCAUUUUGCACAAAGAAUUCAAAUCAACCUUUAUUUCUAUACAUUGACAACGGUCUCAAAAGUACAGAUCUCGAGCAACUUCUACCUAAAGGCUUGGGCAAUUGCCUUCCACCGAAGAGUAGAAUACUUGUCACUACUCGAAAUCUCCAUGAGACAGACAUAUUUGUCGGCAGGGAUAUUCAACGCCGACAAUAUGAUGUGAAUCCUCUUCCAGAGACGGAGGCUAGAAAACUUUUGUUGGACAAAGUUUCAGACUACAAUGAUGAAAAUAAUAUAGCCAACCUCCUUAAGCUGUGUGGUGGUGUUCCGCUUCUACUAGAAUUAGCUGGUUCACAAUUGGCUAUAAACAGGGGAAAUACGAAGAAUAUAGUGUUAGAGAUGCUUAAAGAAGGAGACAAGGUCAAGGAGAGAGAUAUAAGUGACCGCAUGGUUGGUUUAGUGUAUGAUAGACUCUUGGAACCAGUUCAACAGGCCUUUUUAGAUAUCGCAUCCUUCUUUUAUAAAUAUUGGAGUAGUGAGUAUGUGGCCUACAUAGUUGGAGAGGAUGAAUUCAGAGGUCUAGAAGCUGCGUCAUUCGUCAAGACAGAUGAAUACGGUAGUGUGAUUGUUCAUGACAUAGUUCGAGCAAGAGGAAAAAAGUUGUCAGAGCAAGAGGGAAACAUAAUCACAGACCCUGAGACUUUAUUGGAGUGUUUGAAAAAUGAAGAGAAACUCAAAAAAUUAAAAGGCAUUUAUUUUGGUGAAGAACGUGAACAUCCAAUCGAAAUUAAUUGCCAUCAUCUUAAUUGUAUGAGCAAUUCGUUAAGAGUGUUAUAUUAUAAUCAAUCACAAAUAAUAUUCAGGGACAAAUGUCAUAAACCAUUUGAACAACUCAGAUGCCUUUGGAUUAGUGGUGAUGUUCCUGAUUUACCAAUGGAGUUUGAGAAACUUGAGCAUCUCGCCUGCUACAAUGGCCCAUUGACGCAAGGCAUGCGUUUGUAUGAGGUAAGAUCUGUCUUCUCCAGAGCAUAUUUAUCGUUUCAAUUAGAUUUCGUUAUUUUAUAUAAGAUAAUAACACUUGACAACCUUUUUCAUAAUUAUUGUGCAAAUA
This is a messenger RNA of Cryptomeria japonica (Japanese cedar), 2312 nucleotides long. RefSeq lists its product as uncharacterized. The transcript has 6 exons. Bases 205 to 819 code for a protein of 204 amino acids. The record is from RefSeq and is a predicted model, not a curated record. Lineage: Eukaryota; Viridiplantae; Streptophyta; Pinopsida; Cupressales; Cupressaceae.